Molecule: messenger RNA, 807 nt
Organism: Sorex fumeus (smoky shrew)
Lineage: Eukaryota; Metazoa; Chordata; Mammalia; Eulipotyphla; Soricidae
Gene: NFILZ
Product: NFIL3 like basic leucine zipper
Biological process (GO): regulation of DNA-templated transcription; circadian rhythm
Cellular component (GO): nucleus
Molecular function (GO): DNA-binding transcription factor activity; DNA binding
Source: RefSeq, a predicted model, not a curated record
AUGGACGGCGGGGUGGCCCUGCCCCAGGGGGGCGCGCGGGGCGCACAGGCGCGGCGGCAGCGCGAGUUCACGCCCGACGACCAGAAGGACUCGCAGUACUGGGAGAAGCGGCGCAAGAACAACGAGGCGGCCAAGCGCUCGCGGGAGAAGCGGCGGCUGCAGGACGCGGCGCUCGAGGGCCGCCUGGCCGCGCUGCUGCGGGAGAACGAGGCGCUGCGGGCCGAGCUGCGCGCCCUGCGCCCGCGCGCGGGGCUCGGGGCGCACGGCGGGGGCGCGCGCGCGCGGCCGCUGCAGGCGCGCCUCUGGGACCCGCCCUGGCCCGCGGAGCCCGGCGCGGGGGGCGCCGAGCCCCUGGCCCCGCUGCCCGCCGCCUCCCAGGGCUGCCUCUGGCGGGCGGCGGCGUGCCCGCUGGAGGCCGGCGUUCCGGGCUGCUGCAGCUGCCUGCUGGCACACAGAUGGGCAGGCCUGGCCUCCCCCCGCCACCGCCCCCCCUGCGCGCCCCGGAGGCUGGACGUGGCCCUCCCCGCGACUUUCUUCAGCUGCCAGGUCCUGGACGGGCCCGGGGGCCCGGGACCCCAAUUCAGGCCCUGCUGGGGGCUGUGGUCCCCCAUCCCCGCGGGCUGUCCCGCCCCCGGGGCCUCGGAGGUGUUGCUGAGCCCCGCGGUCGACCCCGUGGGGCUGCCCCUCCCCGGAGGGAAGGACCCCGAGGCCCUGGCUCAGCCGUCUCUCCCCCACAAACUGCGCCUCAAGCCCUGCGCCGCGGGCAGAGGGAGCCGAGGGUGGGAGGGGGCGCGGGGCCCCCUCUGA